AUGCAAACUAACACACCAACAUCUUCGUCCGCUUCUUCUGAUAUUAAAUCACCAAAACAUAACGAUAAUUAUUCUCUGUAUCAAUAUUUUUACUUCUGUAAAGCCGUUAAUACAAUCUUUAGCAAAUGGACUGCUCUCACUCUUGCUAGACAACAUUCUGCUUCGGGAGGUGAUACCGAUGAUUUAUUGGAUGAAUUCCAAAAUAAUAUUAAAGAGUGGAUUUCUAAUGAUGGUGACCAAUUAGAAGUUGAUGAAGUUGUACAAUAUAUGAAUGAUGUUUUGGAAGAAGAUUUAGGUAUUGAUAUUCUUGAUGGAUCAAUUAAAAUUGUUUCUAAACAUAUUCUCAUACUUUUCAAACAAAUUCUCAAUAAUAAUUUUACUGAAGUCAUUAGAUUACUUUCGGAAAAACAAGGAACACCAUUUGAAAUGCCAUCAGAAGCAGAAUUUGUUGAAAAGAAAUUACAUGAAGAAAAGGAAGAGAAAAUAAGAGUUAAUCACGUAGAUAGUGAUGAUGAAGAUGCUAACAUGGCUGAUCAUAACCAUGACCAUGUUCAUGUUAAGGAAGAACCAGAAAUUGAUGAAGAUGGUUUCCAAACAGUAAAGAAGAAAUCAGGAGGACGUAGACAUUAA
Naegleria gruberi is the source of this 630-nucleotide messenger RNA. RefSeq lists its product as uncharacterized. Lineage: Eukaryota; Heterolobosea; Eutetramitea; Acrasida; Naegleriidae. Gene Ontology annotation, cellular component: nucleus. The coding region runs from base 1 to 630 and encodes 209 amino acids. Gene Ontology annotation, biological process: maturation of SSU-rRNA from tricistronic rRNA transcript (SSU-rRNA, 5.8S rRNA, LSU-rRNA). The transcript has a single exon. The record is from RefSeq and is a predicted model, not a curated record.